AUGGAAACAAAAAUGAAUGCUGAUCCAUGGGCAAAUCCGAGGUUCCAACUAUGGAGUGUAAGCAGUGAACCACCGCAAAACACACCAUUAGUAGAGUACGGGAAAGCAAACGAUAAGAGAUUCACCAUUAGAGUUGUACAUGGCGGGUUUUUUACAGACUAUCCAGGUAAGUCGUAUCAAACGACAAAAGUUAACUUUAUUUCAUAUGUCAACAUCGAUUUGCUGAACAUGGAGAUGCUUGGUCGUUUUUCGAAAAGCUUGGGGUAUACAACUAUGGGUAACUGGUAUCAUAUGCCAACCGAAGAAAACUGUGGGUUGUCAAUGAUUCCAAUUCUGAAUGAUGAUUGUUUGGGAACUUUCAAGAUGAUCGUUAGGUCACACCAAUUCCGAGAGAUUGAACAUCUAUAUGUUGAACAUAGGCCUGUAUUUGUUCCAACCAAUUUCCCCUACUUUUUGAUGAACUCACCAUCCAAAAGGGUUGAGAAGCUUAUUCAUCUGUUUGUAACAGAACACCCAAUGGCAACAGUUGAUGAUGGAAUAACAUACAUCAGGCAUAUGCUAAACAUGACCAUUCCAAGAGAAAAAAAUGGAAGAUGCAAUGGACAUGGCAAAGGAGAAUGUGAUAACAUGGACAAAUAUAGUGUAGGGGACCUAUGUUAUACUCCAUUUUGUGUUUAA
Messenger RNA from Lactuca virosa, 678 nucleotides. The record is from the annotation of a GenBank genome assembly. NCBI's taxonomy places the organism in Eukaryota, Viridiplantae, Streptophyta, Magnoliopsida, Asterales, Asteraceae.